AUGCCUGUGACGAAACAAUUCCCUACAAAUUUAGCCCACACUCUCAAGACACAUAAUGGGCCCGUGAAUGCCGUCACAUUCUCCAGCUAUCCUGGAACGUACGUUUUGACCGGUUCCUCCGAUCGCACUGUUCAUCUCUCCCGCGCGAUACCCAACAAACCUGGUACAGAAACGACAUCCCCGAUCCAAAAGUACGAAGCGCACGGGUACUCGGUGCUCGAUGUCGCCGUCGCGGGUGACAAUUCCCGCUUUGCCAGCGUUGGCGGAGACCGACAGGUUUUCCUCUGGGAUGUUGAACAGGGCAUAACUAUAAAGCGAUGGAGUGGACAUGCGGCCCGUAUUGAAGCGGUCCAAUUCGCAGGCGAAGGCGACUCGGUGGUCGUUUCUGGUAGCGCGGACACUACGAUUAAUCUCUGGGACACACGGUCCAACUCAACGAAGCCAAUCCAAACCCUCACUGAAGCCAGCGACACGGUCUCAUCCAUCCACGUUCACACCCCUACGUAUUCCAUCGCAAGUGGAAGCUACGACGGCCGUGCCCGUAUCUACGAUGUUCGCAUGGGUCGUACAACGGUCGAUGUUCUCGCACACCCAGUAACGAGCGUGCGCUGUUCGACGGACGGGAAUGCCCUCCUGGCUUCAACAUUAGACAGUCGCAUUCGAAUGCUUGAUCGCACAGAUGGCAAACUCCUCCAGGCUUUUGGAAGUGGAAAUAAAAACCCCGGGAAGACCGGGUAUCGAAACAAUGAGCUGCGAAUCAGGUCUGCGUUUGCCAAGGGGGAUGCGAUGGUGCUCAGUGGAAGCGAAACGGAUAAGGAAGACCGGUCGGCCCAGGCAUACGUAUAUGCUUGGGAUGUUGUGAGCGGGGAGCUCAUCGCUAGUGUUCCAGUUGGCGAGGGCGUCAAGGUUGUCAGUUGCGUGGCGUGGAAUGAGAAGGGGGGAUGUUGGGCCGGUGGUUGUUCCGACGGAAGCGUCAAAAUCUACGGCUAA
Molecule: messenger RNA, 990 nt
Organism: Aspergillus bombycis
Lineage: Eukaryota; Fungi; Ascomycota; Eurotiomycetes; Eurotiales; Aspergillaceae
Product: WD40 repeat domain-containing protein
Exons: 4
Coding region: 1-990 (329 amino acids)
Biological process (GO): mRNA splicing, via spliceosome
Cellular component (GO): catalytic step 2 spliceosome
Molecular function (GO): protein binding
Source: RefSeq, a predicted model, not a curated record